Messenger RNA from Aethina tumida (small hive beetle), 1269 nucleotides. RefSeq lists its product as uncharacterized. Bases 27 to 1205 code for a protein of 392 amino acids. NCBI's taxonomy places the organism in Eukaryota, Metazoa, Arthropoda, Insecta, Coleoptera, Nitidulidae. The transcript has 3 exons. The record is from RefSeq and is a predicted model, not a curated record.
UGCAAUUGCAGAACAAGUUCAUCGAGAUGAAGCAAUCAGUAGUAUUGGUCCUUGCAUUGGCUCUUGGUUGCCAAGCAGCUACUUUGUACCUGCCCAACCCCGCAUUUAUUUCUGGUGUACCAAAUCCCAAUGCCAAGCCCUCAAUUCUCCCCGGCGUAAUAAACCCAAACUCUGACGACGGAUUCAUUUCUGGAGUACCAAACCCCAACUCCAAGCCCUCAAUUCUUCCCGGUGUAAUAAACCCAAAUACUGACGAGGGAUGGGUUUCUGGAGUGCCAAACCCCAGUGCCAACAAGCCAUCCAUCCUCCCUGGUGUACCAAACCCAAAUGGUGACGCCGCCGAAGAAAGCAAACCAAUCUUGCCAGGAGUCCCAAGCAAUGGUUGCCAGGCCGCUUCCGAAGAGAAACCAGCCAUCCUCCCAGGAGUACCAAACCCAAAUGCUGAUGCCGAAGCACCCAGCAAACCGUCCAUCCUCCCAGGAGUACCAAACCCAAACGCUGAUGCCGAAGCACCCAGCAAACCAUCCAUCCUUCCAGGAGUACCAAACCCAAAUGCUGACGCCGAAGCACCCAGCAAACCGUCCAUCCUCCCAGGAGUACCAAACCCAAACGCUGACGCCGAAGCACCCAGCAAACCAUCCAUCCUCCCAGGAGUACCAAACCCAAACGCUGACGCAGAAGCACCCAGCAAACCAUCCAUCCUCCCAGGAGUUCCAAGCAACGGUUGCCAAGCUGCCGCCGAAGAGAAACCGGCCAUUCUUCCAGGAGUACCAAACCCCAAUGCCGACGCAGAAAGCAGCAAACCAUCCAUCCUCCCAGGAGUACCAAACCCAAAUGCCGACGUCGAAGGUGAGAGCAAACCAUCUAUCCUCCCAGGAGUUCCAAACCCAAAUGCUGGUGCCGAAGAAGAGAGCAGGCCAAUUUUGCCAGGAGUUCCAAGCAACGGUUGCCAAGCUGCCGAAGACAAACCAGCCAUCCUUCCUGGUGUACCAAACCCCAAACCUUCCAUUCUGCCCGGUGUACCAAACCCAAAUGCCAACGCAGGAAACACUAAACCAGCCAUUCUUCCGGGUGUACCAAACCCAAAUGGCAACGCCGGAAACACUAAACCAGCCAUCCUUCCAGGUGUUCCAAACCCUGACAGUGGAUUUGUUUCUGGAGUACCAAACCCCAACUCUCCAACAUUUGUUUCUGGAGUCUUCUAAUUUGAAUAAUAAUUAAAAAAUGUAUAAAUCAGCAAGUCGCGAAUAAUAUAUUUUAAUUAAAUAA